CGGAAAUCAUUAGCUCUACUUAAAGAAAUCCCCGGAUGUUGCGAUAGCAAAACGUCAAAUAUUUGUCUUAAUUUUAACGUGAUUUUCAUUGCAUUAAAUUAUGGGUGAGAGAAAAGGUGUCAACAAGUAUUACCCACCAGACUGGGAUCCGUCAAAAGGUUCUAUCAAUCAAUAUGUCGGCCAGCAUCCACUUCGUGACAGGGCGAGGAAACUUGGUCAAGGAAUACUCAUCAUCAGGUUUGAGAUGCCUUACAACAUCUGGUGUGGUGGAUGUAACAGCCAUAUUGGAAUGGGUGUGCGAUAUAACGCAGAGAAGACUAAGACGGGGAUGUACUACACAACACCGAUAUACAAAUUCCGCAUGAAAUGUCAUCUGUGUGAUAACCAUUUUGAGAUACAGACAGAUCCUAAGAAUCAUGACUAUGUGGUCCUGGAAGGAGCAAGACGCAAAGAACAGAGAUGGGACCCUAAAGAAAAUGAACAGAUUGUUACUGAAGAUAAAGCAGUUCAGAAGAAGAUGGUUACAGAUGCUAUGUUUAAGUUGGAGCAUGGAUCAGAUGACAUACAAAAGGGGAAAAAGGCCAUUUCAAACCUUGGAUCUCUCGAAGUGCGCCGUGAUGAGUGGAAAGAUGACUACAUGCUUAACAAACUGGCCAGGCAAAAAUUUAGGGAUGAAAAGAAAGCAAUUAAAGCAGAAGCAGAGAGUGACAGUGCCUUGUUGGUGAAAUCAUCUUUAGAUAUACCUCUACAGAAAGAGACUGAAGAGGAUGUCAAGCUUGCUGGACUGAUCAAAUACAGAGCUCUUGAAUCAUAUGAUGAGAAACAAUCUCAGAAAAGGAAAGAGAUAGAGAGUAGACCAUUGUUCCAGACAUCAAAUAAAAUUGCCAAGAUUGAAGACAAUUCUCCUGAGAACAAGAAGCUAGACAUCAUCAAAAAACAUCUUAGAAAUGUGAAAACAAAUAACCAGACCAAUCCCUUUGAUAGGACUAAAAUGAACACUCUGGGAUCUACCAUAAGUAAACAGUCUUUAGGUAUAAGAAGAAAAAGUCUUCCAGAGAUUGGAAAUCUGGUCUCAAAGCCUGUUAAAGAAGAAGAACAUUUGUGUAAUGAAAAUGGCAAGAACCAUAGCGAAGAGAUCUGUGAUAAUUUGUUACAUAAUGGAAGUGAUAAAAGCAAGGAGAGUGAAGAAAACUCAGAAAUUUCAGAAAACAGUCAAAAAGAUCAAACAUACAAAUACUUAGCUUGUAAUUCAUGUGGUAAACCUUUUAGCAAACCAGAAGGUGUUAGGCAAGAAAACACUACAUCAGCAUCAUGUGCUUGUGAGAAUGACAGUAAAUUAAGGACAGAAACUACUUGUGCAAGUGAUAUUUCUAUCGUUCCUAAAGAUGGAAGUGUUUCUGUUGAAAGUGAAGCUUCCAGUAAUAAAAAUACAUUGUCAGCAUCUGUAGAGAAUAUUGAGAUGAAAUCUCAUAGCUAUAGUUCAAGUAAUCAGAAAGACUUUAAAAAGUCUGCUCUGGGACUAGUUUGUUCCUACUCUGAUACGGAUUCAGAUUCCUAGGUGAUAAGUCAGUAGAUGACUUCUAAUGUUUUGUUCCUUGUUGGGGGUGGGAACAUCAUCUGGUCAGAGGUCAAGGCCACAGCAUAUUGGUCAAGAAAAUUACUUACCUAGUUUCCACUGACAGGAUGAGUAAGUUUAACAAACAGCGCUUGUUAACUUAAGAGAAUGUAGAUAUUUUUCAUGCCACCUUUUUCAAGAAAGAAUGUUGCCACUUACUUGCAGAGAAUAAUUGUAAAAAAAUCAGUAGAGCUUUUAGGUCAUCUUACAGCAUAUUCUACAAAUGAAAUAGUCAAGAUUGAAAAUGUUCUUACAAGCAAAGUAGUUGUAAUUGUUAGAGCCAUAUUCAUGUUUUGAGGAGUCAUGUCCAUUGACAGAACCAUUG
Molecule: messenger RNA, 1940 nt
Organism: Mercenaria mercenaria
Lineage: Eukaryota; Metazoa; Mollusca; Bivalvia; Venerida; Veneridae
Product: coiled-coil domain-containing protein 130 homolog
Exons: 7
Coding region: 101-1558 (485 amino acids)
Biological process (GO): mRNA splicing, via spliceosome
Cellular component (GO): post-mRNA release spliceosomal complex; U2-type spliceosomal complex
Source: RefSeq, a predicted model, not a curated record